This is a messenger RNA of Saccharomycopsis crataegensis, 984 nucleotides long. RefSeq names its product trans-2-enoyl-CoA reductase (NADPH) TSC13 (gene TSC13). The transcript has a single exon. The record is from RefSeq and is a predicted model, not a curated record. The coding region runs from base 1 to 984 and encodes 327 amino acids. Gene Ontology annotation, molecular function: oxidoreductase activity, acting on the CH-CH group of donors. Lineage: Eukaryota; Fungi; Ascomycota; Saccharomycetes; Ascoideales; Saccharomycopsidaceae. Gene Ontology annotation, biological process: very long-chain fatty acid biosynthetic process.
AUGGUUUCCAUUAGUGUUAAACCCCGCUCCAGAAAACUCAGAGAAGUCUCAAUUGAGUCUUUCUCUCCAGAUGCCCCACUUUCUGAAUUGGUUGAUGUCAUUGCCGCCAAAAAUAUCAUCAGUAAGCACCGGUUGAGACUCACCCAAAUCCAGGAACCAGUCGAUCAAAAGAAAACCGAUUCUAAAGGUAAACCAAUCCGUCCAAAGCACUUGGCCCUCAAUUUGGAAAAAAACCUCGCCGACAACGGCAUCGCUGGUGAUGAAGUCACCCUUUAUGUCAAAGACCUUGGUCCACAAAUCUCAUGGCGUACCGUGUUUAUUCUUGAAUACUUGGGUCCAUUGUUGAUCCACCCAGCAUUCUAUUUCUACUAUGGUUCUUUCGAAGAGCAUUCAUACACUCAAACUGUGAGUUUCUUCCUCGUAAUGCUCCAUUUCCUCAAGCGUGAGUACGAAACUAUCUUUGUCCACAAGUUUUCGCUCAGCACCAUGCCAUUAUUCAACUUAUUCAAGAAUUCCGGGCACUAUUGGUUACUUUCCGGGCUCAAUUUGGCAUUCUUCAUCUACUCUCCUAACGCUUUGCCAGAAUCUUUGGCGGUUGCCGGACCUCUUAAGAAAAUCGCUUUCCAUACCUCUAAUCAUUCAGAAGACACUUUGAACAUUUUGGUGGGUCUUUGGGCGUACAGUGAAGUUUCCAACUUCAUCACCCAUUUAAACUUGUCUAGCUUGCGCUCUCCAGGGUCUACCGAACGUAAGAUCCCAAUGGGUUAUGGUUUUACUUUUGUGAGUUUCCCAAAUUAUUUCUUUGAAAGUUUGUCAUGGUUGUUCUUUGCCUUAAUCAACAACAACUUGUUCUCUUAUCUUUUCUUGAUUGUUGGCUCAUUACAAAUGAUGGUUUGGGCUACUAAGAAGCACAGAAGAUAUCUCAAGGAUUUCGGUGACAAGUACCCAAAAAAGAGAAAGAUCUAUAUUCCUUUCCUUUAUUAA